Messenger RNA from Arachis duranensis, 3348 nucleotides. RefSeq names its product disease resistance protein RGA2-like. The record is from RefSeq and is a predicted model, not a curated record. The transcript has a single exon. Gene Ontology annotation, biological process: defense response to other organism. Gene Ontology annotation, molecular function: ADP binding. Lineage: Eukaryota; Viridiplantae; Streptophyta; Magnoliopsida; Fabales; Fabaceae. The coding region runs from base 52 to 3348 and encodes 1098 amino acids.
AUUAUUAAUCACCAUUAUACCACAAACUACUUUCUUCAUUUACCACUGAAAAUGGCAACUCAUGCUUUGCUUGGAAUUCUGAUUGGAAACUUGAACACUUUUGUCCAGAAUGAGAUUGCAGCACUUUCUGGUGUUGACUCGCAGAUCCAAGACCUGUCUGAAAAUCUCAGUGCAAUCCGUGCGUUAUUCCAAGAUGCGGCAGAGGACCAAUUUACAAGCCAUGUCAUGAAGGACUGGCUGAAUAAGCUUUCGGAUGCUGCGCAUGUGUUGGAAGAUAUCUUGGAAGAUUGUUCAACGGAAUCCAACCGUCUUCAAAGUGAAGGGUGGUCAGCCCGCCUCCAUCCCAAGACUAUUUUGUUUCGUCAUGCUAUCAGCAAGAGGAUGAAAGACAUGGUCAAGAGGUUCCAGCGUAUUGAUGAUGAUAGGAGAAGGUUUCAGCUGCCUCUGGGAGUCAGACAGAGGCAACAAGAAGAUGAUGAUCUGCGACAAACUACUUCUGCCAUCACUGAUCAGCACCAGAUGUAUGGAAGAGAUGAAGAAAAAGACAAGAUUGUAGGCUUUCUCACAGAGCAUGCCAGUAGCACUGAUGGCCUCUCUGUGUAUCCUGUUGUUGGUAUGGGAGGUCUUGGCAAAACAACACUUGCUCGAUGGGUCUUCAAUGACGACAGGGUGAAACAACAUUUUGAUUUGAGAAUUUGGGUCUGUGUUUCUACAAACUUCAACAUGAUGAGAAUUCUACAGUCCAUUGUAGAAUCCUCCACCGGAGUGAACCCAAACCUCUCCACUUUAGAAGCAAUGCAAAACAAAGUUCAACAAGUGUUACUGGACAAAAGGUGGUUGCUUGUUCUAGACGAUGUGUGGGAGAAUGACAAAUGGGAGGACUUGAAGUCUGUGCUGAAUUCUAGAGGUUGUGAAACCAAAGGUGUUUCAAUUUUGGUCACAACACGUGAUCAGACUGUUGCAUCUGCCAUGGAAACAUGCCCUACUCAAUCUCAUCACUUACAGCCAUUACCUAAGGAUGACAAUUGGUCAUUGUUCACACACUAUGCAUUUGAUCCAAACAAGGAGCAGCCUGCAAAGCUGGUGGAGAUUGGUAAGGAAAUCGUCAGAAGAUGUGUGGGUAAUCCCCUUGCAUCCAAAGUUGUUGGAAGCCUUUUGCGUAAUAAAAGAGAGGAAAAACAAUGGCUCGAUGUGUUGGAAAGUAAGUUUUGGGACAUUGAUGCUGUCAUGGGUGCUUUGAGACUAAGUUAUUUUCAUUUGAAGCCAUCAUCACGGGAAUGCUUUUGUUUUUGUGCUCUCUAUCCUGAAGAUUUUCGAAUCUCAAAGGAACAGCUAAUUCAUCUUUGGAUGGCCAACGGACUAACUAAAUCCAAAGGGCAUUUGGAGGUUGAAGAUGUUGGUAACCAGCAAUGGGAGGAGCUCCUCCAGAGAUCAUUUUUUCAAGAAGUAUCGACUGACAAGUAUGGAAACACCACCUUCAAGAUCCAUGACUUAUUUCUUGAUCUUGCCCACUCCAUAGUGGGAGAAGAGUAUAAAGCUUAUGAUGAGUCUGCAAGCUUGACCAAUUUGUCAAGAAGGGUCCACCAUGUAAGUUACUCUGGCUUGCCUGAGUUAAAUCAGCAUACCUUGAAGAAUAUUGAGUCCUUGAGGACUUUUAUUGAUCUUGAUCCAACAAUUAGCAAUCUCUUCGCUGGAUCUCCAGCAUUGGUUUUGCGUAAAGUGCAGUUAUGUAAUUCUCUCCGAGCUUUGCGUACAAGAUCUUCUGAACUCUCAGCACUGAAAAGUUUAACACAUUUGAGGUACUUGAAUAUUUACAAUAGUUACAUUACAAAGUUGCCAAAAUGUGUUUCUAGGCUGCAGAAAUUGCAAAUUCUAAAGCUAGAACAUUGCUAUUUACUUACUUGUCUGUCCAAACACAUAUUGAAGCUGAAGGAUCUCAGGCAUCUCUUAAUUGAUGGAUGUCCGUCAUUAAUAGAAAUGCCUCCAAAAAUGGGGGAGUUGAAACAACUGAAAACACUGAAUAUUUUUAUUGUGGAUUCAAAAGCCAAACAUGGCUUAGCAGAGUUACAUGAUUUACAGCUUGGUGGUAGACUACAGAUUAAAGGUCUCGAGAAUGUCCAGAGCGAAGAUGAUGCUACAGAGGCUAAUUUGAUGAGUAAGAAGGAGCUGAGUUAUUUAUAUUUGUCUUGGAAUUCUGAUUCUAAUUCUAAUUCAUUAUGCAUUAGUCCGGAGAGAGUACUUGAAGCCCUUGAGCCUCCCCCUAAUCUCAAGAAUUUAGGGAUUAAUGGUUAUAGGGGAUCACAAUUCCCUGGUUGGGUGAGAAAUACUAACAUCUUUUCAAGCUUAGUUAAUGUUAUACUCUUUGACUGCAACAACUGUGAGCAGAUUCCUCCACUUGGUAAAUUACGACAUUUAGAAAGUCUUUAUGUAUGUGGUAUGAAAGAUGUGAAGUACAUUGAUGAAGACUCGUAUGAUGGAGUGGAGGAGAAGGUGGCCUUUAAGUCCCUAAAGGAGCUAACUUUGAUAGACUUGCCAAAGUUAGAGAGGAUUUUAAGGGACGAAGGAGUAGAGAUGCUCCCACUUGUUUCCAAAUUAACCAUUCCAUGCAGCCCCAAUUUGAAGUUACCAAUCCUUCAAUCCGUGGAGGUACUUGAAAUUAAAGGAUUGAAAUCUGACAAUGAAGACAUGGCUUCCUUUCCGGAAGAAAUCUUUCUGAGUAUGCGUUAUGUUAAACAGCUCACGAUUAGUAGCUUUCGCAAACUGAAGGUUUUACCUCAAGAACUGGGCACCCUUAGCUCACUCCAGAAACUGCAUAUUCAUGAUUGUGUUGAGCUUGAGUCCUUGGCAGAGAAUGUUUUUCAAGGCUUGAGUUCUCUUCGAAGAUUGAUCAUUUCCGAUUGUCAAAGACUAAAAUCCUUGUCUAGUGUUGUGGAACACCUAACUUGUCUCGAGUCCCUUCGUAUCUUGUUUUGCCCAGAAUUGACGACUCUGCCAACUAACAUGAAUAAGCUAACUGCCCUCCAUCAUGUUUUUAUCGAGGGUAGAGUACCAGAAGGUCUUCAAUGUAUCCCAUCCCUCAAAUCUCUGACGCUACUUGUAGUCGAUUCAUUGCCAGAGUGGUUGGGAGAUAUGACUUCUCUGGAAAGCUUAUACAUUGGUCGCUCUCCAAGGAUAAGGUCACUUCCAAGUAGCUUUCGAAACCUGACAAACUUGCGUUCCCUCACAAUUGAGAAAUGUGCUGGGCUGGAGCAGCGAUGCCAGAGAGAGACAGGGCAAGAUUGGCCAAACAUUGCUCACGUUCCACACGUUCAGUUGAUUCCCACGCUUAACGUGUCCCAAGUUCCAUGA